Messenger RNA from Centropristis striata (black sea bass), 5490 nucleotides. Its product is annotated as proton myo-inositol cotransporter-like. Gene Ontology annotation, biological process: transmembrane transport. NCBI's taxonomy places the organism in Eukaryota, Metazoa, Chordata, Actinopteri, Perciformes, Serranidae. The coding region runs from base 1626 to 3587 and encodes 653 amino acids. The record is from RefSeq and is a predicted model, not a curated record. Gene Ontology annotation, molecular function: myo-inositol:proton symporter activity. The transcript is spliced from 10 exons. Gene Ontology annotation, cellular component: membrane.
GCCUUCUAUGAUAUAAAACUGAAUGUCUUUGUGCUUUGGUUGGACAAAAGAAGCAAUUUGAAAAUGUCAACUUGGGCUUUUGGAAAUUAUGAUGGGUUUUUUUUCUAUUUACUGACAUUUUACUGGCCAAACAAUGUAUUCAUCAAAUAAAUAAUCUGCUGAUUGAUGCUAGAGAUGCACAAUAAAACGUCUGCCUGAUAAAUUAUCAGCCAAUGGCUGAUGGGAAAAGUAUAUGUAUUGUUCCAAUGAUUAAAUUAUAGGCAAUUAACUGAACUAAUAAUAUAAAGCCAAAAUGCUUUCAUUGACUUUGCAAAACUGUACGCCAAACCUUUAUGAUUUAUUUAUUAAGCAUAACACUCUACUAUAUGCCUUAUGUCAUUGUGAUUUAUCUGCAGACUAAACAGCAAACGGCUUUCUGUUCUAUAAAGCCUUUAUUUUUGCAUUUUUGCAUUCUUAGGGCAGAAUUGUCUCUAAACGCCAAUGCGUUUUUGUGUUUUUGUAAAUGUACUGUACUAGAAAAAAAUAAAUGAACAUUUGUAAAGUUAAGUAUUUUUGUUGUGUUAACAAUGGUGAUUAUGUCAGUUAGAUCCGGUUAGGUCUUUUUUUCUCACCACAUCUUAGUCUUUCUUACCCUCAGGUUUGCAUAAACUACGGUUUAUAAAGGUCAUUUAUAGGAAGCCAUGAGUAGCAGGUAUCUUUUAGCAGCACAUCCAUAUUGUGCAUCCCUUGAAUGAAACGUUUUAUAUCUGAAGAUAAACCCAGUGGCAGAAUAUAAUUUCCUAGUUAAAAAGCUCUGGCUUAUGCCAUGUCUACUCAGGUAUGUACUUGCUCCCCUGACUGUGUGUAGUAAACAAGCCGACCUACAGAUUCAUGGACGUGUAAUACUACAAUCAGACCUGCAGGGGGCAGCCGUUUUCCUAUUUUACCAGAGGCAGCCUGUUGUACAGUAACAGGUGAAACAUGGUGCCACGGAGCCUAUUUAAAAUGUGUUUCAAAAAUCAAUAUUUAUACAGGCACAGGGAUACUUUUAUUUCAUGUAUUAGCUGUAUUUAUGUGUAUCUAUAAGUAGCCCAUGCAUUGUUUUAUAUUUUGCACAAGACUUUGUUAGAAUUAAGUCUUUUUUUCAUAAAGCAAUACAUCAUGGUCAUCCGACAGUAAACAGCAGAUAUGCACAUUGGAUUCAGCAGGUUUUUUUGUGUGAAUUGUAUUGUUUCUAUUUUAAGCAUAUAAUUUCCAUGAUUUAAUUGACUUGUAUCAGACUAAACCAUCGACAUACACGAGCCACUCUGGCAUCAUGCUUCCAAAACAAUAUUUCUUUGCGUCACGCCGACGCCAGUAGUGACGAGCUGCUCCACUACACUCCUCCUAUCUUACCUUUCCUCCCCACUCUUCUCCAACUCUCCCAUCAGGACCACGGGGAUGUGAUGCACUGACACAAAAGCCUGGAGAACAACUUUAUUCAAGCGGCCAACGUUAUAUUUGGCAGUGGUUGUGGAUAACUAACGCGGCAGUAACUCCAAACUGAGGGGGGUGGGGUGGGAAAAUUAGUUAAGUGUGUUUUUGUUUUCUUUUUUCCCCAGCAUCAGAUACAACUAAGCAGCACUGUCCUGUGUUGUAUUUCCCAUAUGUCGCGAAAGCAGGUCGACCAUGACUACAAUCUCCGUAGUAUGAGCAACCUGAUGGGCGAGCGGUGGAAGAAAGUGAACGACGGAGGAGAGCGGAGUCUCAUCAAGGCUCCGUCCAGCGCCAGCAUCAGCAGCCAGGGCGCCUCCGCCGCCACCUCCACCGCCGGGGCUCCUGCACCACCACCAGCAGCACCCCCUUCCACCGGGGACCUGGAGAGGGCUGCCCGCAAGCAGUUUCAGCAGGAUGUCACGCCCGGCUUCGUCUACGUCCUGGCGGCGUUCUCCGCCCUGGGGGGCUUCUUGUUCGGCUAUGACACCGGGGUGAUCUCCGGGGCCAUGCUCCUGCUGAAGAGGGAGAUGGACCUGAGCGCCCUGUGGCAGGAGGUGCUCAUAUCAAGUACUGUGGCCGCGGCCGCCCUGUCUGCCCUGCUGGGCGGCUUCCUCAACGGGCUCUUCGGGCGCAGAGUGUGCAUCCUGCUGGCCAGCUUCUUCUUCACCGUCGGGGGGAUCGUGCUGAGCACCGCCCCUGGCAAGGAGGUUCUUCUGACGGGGAGGAUCAUCGUUGGAGUGGGGCUUGGUAUCGCCUCUAUGACAGUGCCAGUGUACAUCGCCGAGGCCUCUCCGCCCCACCUCAGGGGUCAGCUGGUGACGGUUAACACCCUCUUCAUCACCGGUGGACAGUUCACUGCCAGCCUCAUCGACGGCGCCUUCAGCUACCUGCAGCGCGACGGAUGGAGGUACAUGUUGGGUCUGUCAGUGCUCCCCGCCGUGCUCCAGUUUAUGGGAUUCCUGUUCCUGCCGGAGAGCCCUCGCUGGUUAAUUCAGCGUGGGCUGACCCAGAAGGCCCGGCGCGUGCUCAGUCAGAUCCGAGGCAACCAGAACAUCGACGAGGAGUACGAUAGCAUCAAGAACAGCAUCGACGAGGAGGAGGACAGCGGAGGAGAUGGCCCUGUGAUCUGGCGGAUGCUGACCUACCCCCCGACUCGCCGAGCCCUCCUGGUGGGCUGUGGUCUUCAGAUGUUCCAGCAGCUUUCAGGAAUCAACACCGUCAUGUACUACAGCGCCACCAUCCUACAGAUGUCAGGCGUGCGGGACGACAGGCUGGCGAUCUGGCUGGCUGGACUCGCCACCCUCACCAACUUCCUGUUCACCCUGCUGGGAGUGUGGCUGGUGGAGAGAGUGGGCCGCAGGAAGCUCACCUUGGGCAGCAUCAUCGGCACAUGUCUGAGUCUGAGUCUGCUGGCCAUCGGCUUCCUGAUCUCCGCCCAGCACAGUCCUCCUGUCACCUUCCACCCGUUAGACCCAUCUAUGGUCAACUCUACCUGCUCCAAAUACCAGAUGUGUGAGCCGUGCAUGCUGGACCCUGGCUGUGGUUUCUGUUACCGUGAGAAUGGCUCGGCUCUCCUCACCUCCUCCUGUGUGCCAGUCAAUAAGGCCUCCACUGAGCACGCAGCAUGGGGCAGAUGCUCCAACACCAGCCUGAUGAGAGAUCAGACAUACUGGGCCUACAACUACUGCCCCACCUCCUUCUCCUGGCUGGUUCUACUGGGUCUGGUGCUCUACCUGGCUGCUUUCGCCCCAGGGAUGGGUCCAAUGCCAUGGACCAUCAACUCAGAGAUCUACCCUCUGUGGGCGAGGAGCACAGGGAACGCCUGCGCAGCCGGAGUCAACUGGACCUUCAACAUCCUGGUGUCUCUCACCUUCCUCCACCUGGCUCAGUUCUUCACCUACUACGGAGCUUUCUUCCUCUACUCCAGCCUGGCUCUGCUGGGCUUCUUCUUCAUCUACGGCUGCCUGCCGGAGACCAAAGCCCGCCGUCUGGAGGAGAUCGAAUCGCUGUUCGAAAACCAGCUCUGUUCCUGCGGCGCCACGGAUUCAGACGAGGGACGGCAGGUCGAAUACAUCCGAGUCAAAGGUUCGAACUACCACCUAUCGGACAACGACGCAUCUGACGUGGACUAGGGAGAGUUGAGUGUUUCUUUAGCUUCGGUAAUCACUAAAACAUGCAGAGUUUAAUGUGAUAUUUGUCUUUUUGUGUGUGUAAGCUGAGGAGCCAUGGGUUUACUCUCACUAUGAGGUUAAGAAUGAGGCCUUUUGUUUGUACCAGUAAUGUGAAUGAGUUCACUUCCAAUUCAGUCAAUUCAGGAAUCCAAAAUCUGGAGUUAAACCUGCUUCAGUAAAGAGCUGAAUAUUCAACAAUGCAUCACAAAUAUCUAAAUUACAAAAGGGAUAUCAUUGCCUUUUCCACAUAUAAAAGAUAAAGUGUCUUUUUAUGGACACUUGGACAGGAAACAUGACUGUUUAACACGCACUGCAUGUACAAAAUACCAGGGACAUUUUCUCUCUUGUGAAGUCCACUGAUGAUGAUGAUGAUAUACUUUACUAAAGAGGCUGCAGCUCAGUAUUGGUAAAAUGUUCCUAAUAUUUUGCACAUUUGUUGACUAAAUGUCAUUUAUGAUUUAUUUACAAUGAUGUACAAAGUAUAAGAUGACCAGGCCAUCCUACAGCAUUGUGCCAGAAUAUGUUUCCAUUUAAAAAAAAGUUUCAGUAACUGUGGUCUUGAAAACCAGGUUUGUGCAUCCACAGAACUUCAGUUGACAUGACAGCAGUCGUAACGUCUUGUUACCAUUACCAUUAUGCCUUUCUAUACGAUUCACAUCUCAGUUACAUGUUAUUUAAGCUUGUAGUAUAGAACACAAAUGUCAGUUCCUCAUCUGAUGACAGUCUUAGUUUGUGGUUGUUCGGAUAUUUUUUAUGAAAAGCAAAACACCAGAGAUGUACAGUAUAUUGUUCAAGUUUAGAAAAAUUGUAUUGUCAGUUGGUGCCUAAACAAAAACCACUCCAAUCAAGUAGCACUGAAAGGAAUAAAAGUUAUGUUGCCAUAGUUUAUAUUUAUUAAUGUAUUUAUUUAAAUAUUUUUCUGCAUAAAAGUAAUAAUUGCCUCAGCAUAGUCUAUGUUUUUUCUUCUGUUUUUCCAAGUUUCAGGCCUGCAAUUCUGCUGCCUUCCUGCCUCUAUAAAUUGCCGUUCUUAAAGGGAUAGUUCGGAUUUUUACAAGUGACGUUGUAUGAGGCACUGAUCCAUAGUCACUGUAUUACCUACAGUAGAUAGAAGUGUACUGCUGUUGAAAGGGACAGCAGCAAAAUUAAUUUAGCCACUUAAAAAAAAUCAUAUAAUUUUAUGUGUAUGCUAUAUUUAAAAUAUAUUCACUGCUUUACCUUGCCGUCAGACAGUCCGGUUAAAGUUUACAUGAGGGGAACUGAAGCCAUUACCUAUAUGGUCUUCAAAGCCACCAGACUCCAUUGACAAAAACAGUAAUUUUACCCCACAAAACACAGUAGUUGUUGGUCUAUCAUGUCGGUACUCCUGUCUGCCUCUCCAAACUGGGGGCGUGCCAACCGCCAUCUACUGUAGGUAGUACAGAAUCUCAUUCAACCCAAAUUCAAUAAAUCCAAAUGAUCCCUUGAACACAACACCAUGGCGAGUACAGUUUCAUGUAGCUGUCUGUCACUAGGUUGCCAGAACAUAUGCUAUGGCUCCAUGUUAUAAACCUGGGUACUGGAUAUGUAAUGUCCAGCAAAGAAAGUGGUAGACUAAAACCAUGAUUUUAUGAUUGACUUCACUCGUAUUUUAAGUAUUGAAUUCUAUCCUAAACAUGAUAAUAGUAGUGCCUGUGUAUUGUGAAGGUCCCUAAUGGCCAGUCCAAAUCCCUGAUGUGGAUGUAUUACACAUUGUAUUACACGUUAUGAUUAUUAGGUCUGCAUAGCUUUAUUUAUUUGACAUGUAUAUAUUUGCAUUGCACCUGUGAUGGAAUGUUGUUGUUUUUUUACUUUGAUUUUAAGUCUUGAUUUUUGUCUUCCUCCAUAG